GUAACACCUUUCACUGUCCUUUGUUUUCAGUUUAGCAUACUUGGUGCUUUGCUUAAGUAGUGUGACCUGUAACAAAGAUUCCAUCCUGAUUAUAAAAUACUUGUGUGAAGUUUUUGGAUAUUAUGCUGAUCGACGUUCCGGCACUCAAAAUGUGUUUUAAAAGCGCAAGAGUUUAAAGAAGAUUAAGGCGAUUUUCAAAAAGAUGAGCACCUAUACAAAAAUGGGAAAAAAAGAGUUUAGAGAUGACAAAAAGAAAGAAGGAAAAAAAAAAGAUUGAGAACAUAAUUUAAAACUGCCUUCAUAAAUGGAAAAUGUGGUACUGAAACCAUAAGGAUAAAACUUGUUGAGUGGUAUGUGAGAAGUGACGAUAAAAAGCAGGUUAAAAAAAAGAAAAAAAAAAGCAAGCGGAAUGACUAUCGGUUUGAUACUAGUAUGUAGUUUUGAACAACUGGUAGCUACAGUUAAUGCUUGAAAGUUUAUUAUCUCUUCUCACAUGCUGUGAUAUGUCGAUAUCUGGUAACCUUGCUCCUAUUUGUUCUCCCUUGAUUAUCAAUCUGUUAUCUUUUCUUAACCAGAUAUACAACAACCUUUUCUUAACCAGAUAUAUACAGUAUUCACCGUGAUAUCAGCUGUACUACAUAGUAUCGUUAGAAUGUGUCAUUUCUAUUUCUAUGAGUGUCAUUCUGCUACUUAGUUUUCCAUGUAAUGGAAAGGAGUUUGAACGUACAUAUUUCGAGAGGGUGAUAGUGCACGGUACUUUUUAAACAGAACUAUAGGCCCUAGAUUGUAACAAUCUAAAGUGAAUUAGGUAUACGUCUUGAAGAUCUGAUUUUUUCAUCUAUUUCAAGACAAAAAUGCUAAAUAUAUCGAAGAAAACACUACAAGGGAUAGCCGCUGCAGUUGGUGGGAUUUUAGUCCACCUGACCCUUGGCAAUGUUUAUAGUUUUGGUAACAUAAUGACAUAUGGAGUAUCAUAUAUGCACUUACGUGUAAAUAAUGAUGUCACUGUUAGCAAUUUUGUGUGGGUGAAUUCCUUCACAUUAGCUGCACAAGGACUAUUUAUGGUCUUAGGUGGCUUACUUGAGAAGCGUGUGGGUCCCAGGCUUACAUGUUUAAUGGGAUGCUCAAUAUUUAGUGGAGGAAUAAUGUUGACCUUCUUUACUAUAAACUAUUCACUGGCAACUGUUUAUUUAACUUAUGGAUUGAUGGCUGGACUAGGCACUGCAAUAGCAUAUGCAUCUCCACUUGCAUGUGGCAUGAGGUGGUUUCCAGAGCACAAAGGCUUAAUCAAUGGCUUGAUAGUAGGAGGUUUUGGUCUUGGUGCCCUGCUGUCCACCACAAUUCAGACAUACUUCUUGAAUCCAGAUAAUGUUUCCCCUGAUUCAGAUGGGUACUUUAAAGAUGAUGAUCUUCUUGAUAAAGUUCCAAAUGUUUUCUUCCUUCUUGGAGGAGUGUUUAUUCUUAUGGAAUAUGUUGGCUGCAUACUUAUUAGUACACCAACAAGGAAUAUAGUAGGAGACAGAAGGUCUUUAGUUCCUGUGGAAGAUGAUCAGAACCCAACAAAUACAACAGCAUUUUGUGUCAAAGAUUUGAGUCCUAAAGAAGUUCUGAGAACAAAACUCUUCUACAUCCUCUGGUUCAUUUAUAUGUUCAAUGGAGUAGCUGUUUCGUACAUCAGUGCCAUGUACAAAACAUUUGGUCAAACCUUCAUCAAAGAUGAUCACUUCCUUGCAAUGGUUGGAUCGCUUGCAGCUCUUUUCAAUGCUUCUGGUAGAAUCUUAUGGGGAAGAAUAAUGGAUAAGACUUCUUUUAAGACUUCGCUUCGUAUACUGUCCACCCUAUUUUCAAUAUUGUUAUGUACACUUCCUACUACAAAACAUAUGGGAAAGCCUGGGUAUGCAGUAUGGAUCUGGUGUAUAUACUUGACCUUCUCAGGUACAUUUGCAGUAAUGCCUACUGCCACAGAGAAGGCAUUUGGUUCCAAGAAUUAUGCAGCUAAUUAUGGAUUAGUUUUCACAUGCCAGGCUAUAUCAAGUCCUUUGAUGGCAGUUUUAAACCAGUUGAUGCUAGAUGCAAUUGGCUUUACUGGAUGUUUGCUGACGAUGGGCGCAGUUGUCUUACUAUCUGUUGGAAUGUCCUUCUUUCUGCCUAAAGGAUUGUGAUGUCCCAUGCCUUCUCCAUCACCACUUCAAAUUAAAAUUCAAAGUCUGAUUUAUUUAUUUCUGUGAGUCAUCGGCUUAACUAGCCUAUACGUAAUAGGCUUUAAGUAAAGCUAGCACAUUAUAUAUAAGAUGAUGUAUACCAUAUAGUAUGUAAAUAAUUAAUAAAUGUUUAUAAGCUCA
Molecule: messenger RNA, 2342 nt
Organism: Macrobrachium nipponense
Lineage: Eukaryota; Metazoa; Arthropoda; Malacostraca; Decapoda; Palaemonidae
Exons: 10
Coding region: 855-2162 (435 amino acids)
Biological process (GO): transmembrane transport
Molecular function (GO): transmembrane transporter activity
Source: RefSeq, a predicted model, not a curated record